AUGGCGCCGUCGUGGUGUCGGAUUUUCCUCGUUCAAGUCGGUUUUACCGUCCUCGUCUUCGGCUCGAUUGUUGGCUUGUACGCUGCGCAGUUUACGCCCGACACGAUCGUGCUCGAGUCAUCCCCCGCGUCGUCCUGCUAUGCGCUCAGCAUGACCCACGCCGACGCCUCCCGCGACGCCUACGACCUUUGCGACGCGAGCCUGCUCUUGCAGCAGCAGCACGUCCGCCUCCGCGAGCGCGACACCAUUCGCUCGAUGGCGCUGCGCAUCCCCAAGCAGCGCUGCUUUGUGCUGCUGUACGUCCAGGCGCGGCCCCUGUUUCGCAAUCCAACCGCGUACAUCUACCUCAAUGCGUCGACGAUGGGCGCAGCGAUGGCGCGCAAGCACGGCGACUUGAUGCCGUAUGAGAAUUGCACGCUCGCCAACAGCUUGGACAAGCGCUUUGGCAUUCGGUCGACCGCGCACGACCUUGUCGUGACGAUCGACGCCAGCUUUUGGACGUCGAAUGGCACGCGCGUCGACGCCUUGUCGUUUGAUACUAGUACCUCGUCCGAGUAGUCAGUCGUCUCGAGUCCAUUUUUAUUCGCUAAGUUAUUCCAGUCCUAGUGUUGUUGUGGUGCGUUCCGUCCACGGCUCGCAUGAACGAAUAGCAAUGGUGCUUCCCG
Molecule: messenger RNA, 665 nt
Organism: Saprolegnia parasitica CBS 223.65
Lineage: Eukaryota; Oomycota; Saprolegniomycetes; Saprolegniales; Saprolegniaceae
Exons: 1
Coding region: 1-558 (185 amino acids)
Source: RefSeq, a predicted model, not a curated record